AUGGAGGACCCUGAGAAGAAGCUGAACCAGAAGAGUGACGGCAAACCACGGAAAGUACGAUUUAAAAUCUCUUCCUCCUACAGUGGCAGAGUGUUGAAGCAGGUCUUUGAGGAUGGGCAGGAAUUAGAGUCGCCAAAGGAGGAAUACCCUCACAGUUUUCUCCAAGAAUCCCUUGAACCAGUGGAUGGUGUUUACGGGUCUGGGGAAGCCCCCAAGCCCCAACCAUACUCCCCUAAGCUGACUGCUCAAAGGAUCAGCGUGUUUAGAGAGGGCAAUGCCUACAGUUUGGCGGGCAGCCAGCCUUUCUUCAAUGAUUACAAGGCAAAUGACCAUAAGUCUCCACCUAUUAUAGAUUUCGGAAAGAUCAUCAUCUACACGAAUAACUUGAAAAUCAUUCGAACCCCAAUGGACAAGAGAGAUUUCAUGAGGAAAAUUCUCCAGAAGGAAGAAGAGGCUGAGGAAGAGUCUCUGGUGAGCAAAGAAGAAAUCUAUGGAGACCGUGACCAGAACGACGGGCAUUUGCCAGACGCGGAAAGCACUUUCCCCCAUAGCCAGUACCCACAGGAAGGGGAGCUUCCCGAGGACAACUGUUUUCACUGCCGAGGGUCAGGCAGUGCCACCUGCUCUCUGUGCCACGGCAGCAAGUUCUCCAUGCUGGCCAACAGAUUUAAGGAGUCCUAUCGGGCCCUGCGCUGCCCUGCCUGCAAUGAGAAUGGCCUGCAGCCUUGCCAGAUAUGCAAUCAAUAGCCCGUGGCUUUGUACGUCCGCUGUGAUCGCAUCCUUCCUGAAGCUAUUUCUAAUAAACUGCCCCCUCCUUCUCUUCCCUCGCCCAGCAAGGAAGCCACAGUGGCUUGCGACCACUUCCACCACUGGCAAAACUCAAUCGCUUGAUAACAUUUCAUAAGGCUAGGAGCAUCUCUGUGUGGUUCUAAGCGGCAGAGGCAAUUUCGAAUUAGAGUCCACUUUGAAACAGGUUCUAAAAUUAUCCUUCCAGGAACGUGUGUGUGCAUCUUAUUUGACUUAGUUCAGCUUUUCCCUUGCACUAGUGAGCAAAUAAAUGUACAUUUCAGGCAGCAGGUUGAAAUCAUUUUCUGGUUGGGAGUUAUUUUGCAAAAUUAUGCUUCAAGAAAGGAAUAAAAAAGGCAGGUUUCUGAUGAGCUGAAUUCCUGUAGCUUAUAGUGCAUUUCAAAUCGUUAUUGAUCAGAUUGAGUUUUUAAUUAAGCAGAAGAGAAAAGGGAUGCCCCUAUGUGGAAUGUAUGAGCAGGCCACUGGAAACAAAACAACAUGUAUGUGCUUUAUGCUGAAGAUAGGCAAGCUGAGAAGGCCUUUCUUUCAAUGUCCUAUCUCCUGUGUGAAGUGCUUGGGUAGGGUUCAUGCAGGCAAUGAGCAUUGCUACUUCUUAAGACCAGAUGAGAUUAGACAUUCCUGCAUGCCUCUAAACUCCUGGGGUUAUAAGCCAAGUCAAAGCUGUUUAUGAGAAAUUUGGUGCUUAAGUAUGUGUGUAUGAUAUGACUUCUUCCAGCCCCUGAAUUAUUAGUAAAUAAAUAAAUGUGUAUUAAAUCUAAGAUAAAGCCACAAUCUCUUCAGAAAAGCUUGGCUAUUUUGUAGUUCUCUGUUGGAACUAAAA
Neogale vison (American mink) is the source of this 1627-nucleotide messenger RNA. RefSeq names its product glutaredoxin and cysteine rich domain containing 2 (gene GRXCR2). NCBI's taxonomy places the organism in Eukaryota, Metazoa, Chordata, Mammalia, Carnivora, Mustelidae. The coding region runs from base 1 to 747 and encodes 248 amino acids. The record is from RefSeq and is a predicted model, not a curated record. Gene Ontology annotation, biological process: sensory perception of sound. Gene Ontology annotation, cellular component: stereocilium base; microvillus; stereocilium shaft. The transcript has 3 exons.